AUGGUUGUUUCCCAGCACUUGUCUGCUGAUGUUCCUCUAUUUUCGGAUUCCACUCUUUACAGGUCUAUUGUUGGCGCACUCCAAUACUUGACCAUCACGUGCCUCGACAUUGCUCAUGCUGUCAACUCUGUCAGCCAAUUUCUGCAUGCUCCAACUGAAGAUCAUUUUCUUGUUAUUGAGCGUAUUUUUUGUUAUGUCAAGGGCAACCUCCAUUUUGGCCUUACAUUUCGCCCAUUUGCUACUCCUGGUGCUCUAGUUGCUUACUCUGAUGCUAACUGGGCAGGUUGUUUCAACACUCGUCGUUCUACCUCUGGCUACUCUAUUUAUCUUAGCGACAAUUUGGUUUCUUGGAGUGCUAAGAAGCAACCUACCGUAUCUCGUUCCAACUGUGAAUCUGAAUAUCAUGCUCUUGCGCACACUGCAGUCGAACUUCUUUGGCUUAUGCAUCUCCUUCGUGACCUCCAAGUUCCCAUUCCACAACGGCCUCUUCCUUAUGCAAUAACAAAAGUGCUAUUUUUUUUUAGCUCAGCCCAUUUUCUCACAAGUGGGCCUAGUAUGUUGAAUUAG
This is a messenger RNA of Juglans regia (Persian walnut), 567 nucleotides long. RefSeq lists its product as uncharacterized. The coding region runs from base 1 to 567 and encodes 188 amino acids. The transcript has a single exon. NCBI's taxonomy places the organism in Eukaryota, Viridiplantae, Streptophyta, Magnoliopsida, Fagales, Juglandaceae. The record is from RefSeq and is a predicted model, not a curated record.